Messenger RNA from Vespa velutina, 5027 nucleotides. Its product is annotated as NPC intracellular cholesterol transporter 1 homolog 1b-like. Gene Ontology annotation, cellular component: membrane. Gene Ontology annotation, molecular function: lipid carrier activity. The record is from RefSeq and is a predicted model, not a curated record. Bases 793 to 4554 code for a protein of 1253 amino acids. The transcript has 23 exons. NCBI's taxonomy places the organism in Eukaryota, Metazoa, Arthropoda, Insecta, Hymenoptera, Vespidae.
AAAACAAAAAAAUUAAUACAAAUGUCCACAAGGACAAAUAACUUACAACAAAUGACAACAACUUGUAAAAUAAUGCUUUUCUCCUUAAUCAAAAAUUUGUCCUCUCAAUCAACUGUCGGUCUUGUUAUUUAACGUCUUAUAUAUACAUAUAUAUAUAUAUAUAUAUAUAUAUCAUAAUUCUCUGUGACGUGAAAUUUUACUGACACGUAGAUUAUGAAAGAAAUAAAUGUUAUCACUGAUUCGACGACAAAGUGAUAACGAAAUCGCGCAGGUGUUUCAGAUGUUCUGAUAAAAAAUAAAUGAGGAUUGGUUAUUGUAAAGCAAUUGGUUAUCGUUCUAAGCAAUUAAUAAUAUCGUUUUAUACGUUUUAAUGUUUAAAAUCAUAGAACAGUAGUAGGGAACGUGUACAUGUUGAGAGAAAAGUAAGGACUUUGUAAGAAAAGUAUGCUGACGUUGAUAAACGGUCCAUCGAAGUGCUCACCUGCGAGAUAAGGAGUCUCGCUCAAGUAUAAAACUUUGACUUGAUAUCGAGAACAUGAAACGGUUCGUUCAAACGUUCGAUUGGAACGCGAGUCAAAACGCGGGCGUAACUUUCGAUCGUUCUGUAAGAAAUACAUUAAGAAUGAAGACAAAUCUAACGACGUAAUCUGUCUUCUUAUAGUUUCUUUCUUUUUCGCUCAACAUAAUUUUCAUUAGCUUCUAAGUUUUCUAUUUUAUUGAUAUUAUUUUAUUCUCGCAAGAGACUUUUUCUUCUACCGAGAGACUGAUCUUUCUUUUUUAUCCGUAUUAAUUAUGAAGACUCUAAAUCUAGUUUUUUUCUUAAUCGCGUUAUACAAUGUGUGUGUGCUAAUUGACGGGCACAAUACUUGCGUUUGGUAUGGUCAAUGUGGAAAAAGCGGUCCGAAGAUACAAACGUGCGUGUCAAAUGAUAUUGCUCAACCAAUCGGCAAUGAAACGGCUACGAAUAUCCUACGAAAGAGAUGUCCACAUUUGUUCGAGAACACCGACAAUCCAUUAACCUGCUGCAGUGCCGAGCAAAUUUUUACCAUCAACUUGAAUAUGAAUAUGGCCGAAGGUAUCUUUGGAAGAUGUACCACGUGUUUAAAAAAUAUCUUUCGACACAUAUGCGAUUAUUCUUGCAGUAUGAAUCAGAGCCAAUUUAUGAACGUCACUAAGUCCAAAAUGAAUGAAAAUGGUUUAUAUUACAUCGACGAACUCGAGAUACACGUGGCCGAAGAAUUUAUAAAUAAAACGUUUGAAUCGUGUAAAAACGUAAUUAAUCCGUCCAGUGGUGGUUUGGCGAUGGAUUUAGCCUGUGGCUCUCACGGUGCGAGCAGAUGCACACCAAGAAAAUGGUACGACUUUAUGAACAGCGUAACCGAAAAUAAUUUCGUACCCUUUCAAAUUAAUAACAUUUACGAUCGUCCGGAUAUUUGGCACAAUGAUCCUUGGAACGCAGUUGUCAAACCGUGUAGCGAGCCUUACGACAAUUCCUCGCUUAGCUGCAGUUGCGUCGAUUGUCCUGCAGCUUGUCCCGUAACGAAACUAACGAUCAAUUCCAAGAGUUUUAUCAUCUUGGGUAAAAAUGGUUAUGGAAUUAUCGCUGCGAUUCUCAUCGCACUGAUUACGAUCAUAGCUACAUUCAUUUAUUUGCUUCUACUAAAGAGAAAAAUGUUAAAUUUCCAUAAUAAUGCAAAUUAUUCGGGAACAAAAAAAGAUUGCAAUCAAAUCUUUCGAAAUAUCUUCGAGGGAUAUUUUUAUUCAUGGGGAAAAGUAUUUGCGACAUAUCCAAUUCUCUCGUUGUUCAUCUCGUCUUACGCGGUUUUGGGUAUGAGUUAUGGCUUCAAGUAUCUCGUCAUAACGGUGAAUCCGAUAGAAAUAUGGGCAUCGCCCAACAGUAGAUCGAGAAUAGAGAAGGAUUAUUUUGACACACAUUUCCGCCCAUUUUAUAGAACCGAACAAAUUUAUAUAAAGCCUGUUGGCAUCGAUAAGAUUUUACACAAUACGUCGAAUGGCAUUCAAGAGUACGGGCCAGCCUUUAACGAGACAUUUUUAUUGGCUGUUCAUGAUCUUCAAGAGAAAGUUUUACAGCUUGGUCGUGAAACUGACGAGAGCAUAGAACGUUAUUGUUAUGCACCCGUUUACACUGAUUUUCUUGGUCCAAUGUCCGUAUCAUAUUGUACAGUGCAAAGUUUAUGGGGAUAUUUUCAAAACAAUAUAUCAAUUUUUAAUCAAACCUCGCAAAUUAAAGGAUACGAGAUCAAUUAUUUGGAUCAUCUUUACAAGUGCAUGCAAAAUGCAUUUAAUGCGGAGUGCAUGGCCCCAUACAAAGGGCCAAUAUUUCCUGCUUUAGCAGUUGGCGGAUUUUUAAAGAAAAAUGAAUUCCAUUACGAUUCUUCGGACUAUAUAAAAGCAAACGGAUUGGUUCUGUCAUUUUUAAUGAAUAAUCAUUUGGACGAGGAAAAACUCAAGCCCGUUAUCAAAUGGGAAGAAAGGUUUAUCAAUUUUAUGAAGGAAUGGAUAAUACAUGAUAAACCUGAUUUUAUGGAUGUGGCCUACGUAACAGAAAAAUCUAUUCAAGACGAAUUAGAUAGAACGUCGAAGGCAGAAGUGAAGACCAUGAUAAUUAGUUAUCUAAUUAUGUUCCUCUAUAUCUCAUUUGCUCUAGGAAGAAUGAGAGGCUCCAUUAGAAAAUGUUUUGGUUCGAGUAAAAUUGUUGUGAGUAUUGGUGGUAUUAUUAUAGUAAUCGCAUCGGUAGCUUCUUCAUUGGGAAUUUUCGGAUACAUUGGUAUACCCACUACUUUGCUUACGAUCGAGGUAAUUCCUUUUCUGAUACUGGCCGUUGGAGUCGAUAAUAUUUUUAUUUUAGUACAAACAUAUCAAAGAAAUCGCAAAAAUCCAGAAGAAUCGAUACCAGAACAUUUAGGUAAAAUCACAUCCAAGGUUGGACCUUCGAUGUUAUUAACUAGCAUGUCGGAAUUAUUCUGUUUUCUAAUUGGUACAUUGUCAUCUAUGCCAGCAGUUAAUACAUUCGCGAUGUAUGCAUCUUUGUCCAUUCUAAUCAAUUUCAUCCUUCAAAUCACCGCUUUUAUUAGUUUAUUAUCUUUGGAUUCCCGGAGAUCGGAGCAAACCCGAUUAGACCUGCUCUGCUGCAUAUCAACAAAUAAAAGAUCACACGUAGAAUGUGAUAACGUUGGAUUAGUUCAUGCUCUAUUCGAGCAGUUCUAUACGUCGUUUCUCAUGAAAAAACCGAUUAGAAUCGCCGUUUUGUUCAUUUUCAUAGCAAUGUUCAUUGUUCACGUCGCUGUAUUUCCUAACGUAGAAGUUGGCUUAGAUCAAAAGUUAUCAAUGCCUGAAGAUUCAUACGUUUUAAAAUACUUCCAGUAUAUGGAGGAUCUGUUAUCUAUGGGACCACCUGUAUAUUUCGUAGUAACGGAAGGCUUAAAUUACAGCAACACCAAUGUUCAAAAUAUAAUUUGCGGUGGUCAACAAUGUAACGUGGAUUCUCUAUACACCCAAAUAUAUUCUGCAGCAAAUCAGUCAUCCAUAUCGUAUUUAUCGAAAGCUGCCUCUUCGUGGAUAGACGAUUAUUUCGAUUGGUCGACUAUCGAGAAAUGCUGCAAAUAUUUUCCCAGCAACAGUUCCUUCUGUCCUCACAAUAUAGAAACAUGCGAGUACUGUAAAAUACCAACUGACAACGAAACUUCUCGACCGAAUGAAACAUACUUUCGAAAAUAUAUCUCUUACUUCGUAUCUGAUAUUCCGGAUGAAGAUUGUGCUAAAGCUGGUCGACCUUCCUAUCGCGACGCAAUCAAUUAUUACUCCGAUCGUUAUGGUUUGACUGAUAUCGGUGAUACGUACUUUAUGGGUUAUCAUACGCCCUUAAAAAAGUCUAAAGAUUGGUAUGAAUCAUUAAGAGCCGCCCGAAUAAUAGCUGCUAAUAUUACAAAAAUGAUUAAUAACGCUAAGCUGAGUAAUAAGAAGAUUACAGUAUUUCCAUACAGUAUUUUUUACGUUUUUUACGAACAAUAUUUAACAAUCUGGAAAGAAACGUACCUGUCUAUAACUUUGUCAUUGAUCGUGAUUUUUAUUGUAACGUUAUUAUUGACUGGAAUGUCAUUAUUUUCUGCAAUUACCGUCGUCAUCACAGUAUUGAUGAUCAUUAUAAAUCUAGGUGGUCUUAUGUAUUGGUGGAAUAUACAACUGAACGCAGUAUCUCUUGUUAAUUUAGUUAUGGCUGCCGGAAUUUCUGUCGAAUUUUGUAGUCAUAUCGUACACACUUAUUUAAUAUCAACGGAGAAUGAAAGAAUCGCACGUACCUCACAAACACUUUCGUUAACAGGAAGUUCCGUCUUCUCUGGUAUUACUUUAACAAAAUUUGUGGGUAUCGUAGUAUUGGCAUUUGCGAAAAGCAAAAUAUUUCAAAUUUUCUACUUUAGAAUGUAUUUGGGAAUUGUAAUUUUUGGUGCUGCGCACGGGCUAAUCUUUUUACCUGUUUUAUUAAGUUUUAUAGGACCCGAACGUAGAAACGUGAGAAGAAAUUUGACGAGAUAAUACUAAAAUUUACAUUUUUCUUAUUUCAUUUAACAGUACAAAUAUUUCAUCAUGUAGAUAAUUUAAAUUAUGUUUCUAUUAUUUUUAUAUACGCUAUCAUAUAAGACUCGGCAGAUAUUAAUAUUUUUCAAAUAAUUCGUAUUCUGCAUUUAUAUAAAUUAAAAUUUGCGUAAUUCAUUAUUUGUAAAAUAUAUUUUGUAUAAUUUUACUAUGACAUAUAAUAUUUGUAAGAACAAAUAAAAGAGAUCUGCGAGAUAGCAUGCAUAUAGAAUAUCUUGAAUUUUGAAAUAUAUGAUGAGCUUAAGUCCAAUAAAAAGUGCGAUAUUUAAAUUAUAAAUAAAAAUGCAUAAGAAUAAAUACAAAUGAUAAAGUAAUCAAGAUUUUUCGAUGCAUUUCUCCAAGUUCAAUUGAAAUUAUUAUAUAUUUAACGUUUAUUAUACUCCAUGUACGAUAUACAUUAAAUAAUUAUAAAA